Molecule: messenger RNA, 4732 nt
Organism: Nothobranchius furzeri (turquoise killifish)
Lineage: Eukaryota; Metazoa; Chordata; Actinopteri; Cyprinodontiformes; Nothobranchiidae
Product: gastrula zinc finger protein XlCGF57.1
Biological process (GO): regulation of gene expression
Cellular component (GO): nucleus
Source: RefSeq, a predicted model, not a curated record
AUGCGCCUGAAAAGCUUAAACAGAAGAAGAGGAAACGGAAGCUGGCCCGACGGGCCUAGGUCAUUCUCUGGGAGAGUAUUAGAAAAAGCGUCUAACUGCUGCUGUGGAAAAAUCCUCACCAAGCUUUGGAAACAGUGUUCUGCUUCUCAACAACGUGGUCCCAGUUCUCCCAGAACCAGAGAAAAUCGGAGCUCCAAAACAAGCUGGAUAAAUACACCUAAGGGUCAUCGAUCAGCUGUGACGGAUCCGUCUUGUGUACUUCCCCAUAUGGAUCUGGACAGCAUGGAUCCAGAUCUUCUAAAAAUGGUGCUGAUUAAAGAAGAACCUCCUGAAGAACAGAGUGCCAGUGUUGAUCUACAGGACCCAGAUCACCUCCACAUAAAGGAAGAACAGGAGGAAGUCAGGACCAGUUUGGAGGGAGAGCAGAUCCAAUUGAAGGAUGAGGAGACUGAUCCUGCCAGAUUUCCCUUCACCACAGUUUGUAUAAAGAGUGAAUAUGAUGAAGAGAAACCUCUGUUCUCACAGCUUCAUGAGCAGCAAAUAGAAGACAGAGAUGUUCCAAGCAGUAGCUCAGCUGUCCAGAUGACAGCAGAACCUGGCAGAGGAGCAGAAACUAGCCAUAACCCAGAUGUGAACCAUCAUCAACAAACCACUGAUUCUGAGACUGAAGGUAGUGGAGCUGAAGAGGAUGAUGUGAAUCUAGACACCGAGCUGUUAGGUCCUGGGCCUGAAACUGGAGAUGAAAACAAUGACGGGAAUGAGAGCAGGUCUUCUGCAUCAGAUGUUAAGCCUGUCAACAAAUUCUUUAGCUGCCCUGAGUGUGGUAAAAAAUUUCUCCACGAGUGGUCUCUCCAGAAACAUACGAGAGUGACAGGUCAUUCAGCCGAAUGGUCUUCAGAGUAUUUGGUUUAUGAGAAGUGUGUUGGCGUUGAGCAGCAUGUAGACUCAUGCAAGAAAGUUCAGACACAACUAAAAUCAUUUAGUUGUGACGAGUGUGGAAAAGUAUUUAAUCACAAGACAAAUUUAAAGAGUCACAUGAGGGUCCACACAGGACAGAAGCCUUUUUCUUGUGAGUUCUGCGAACUAAGAUUUAGUCAUAACACAAAUUUAAAGAGUCAUUUGAGGGUCCACACAGGACAGAAGCCCUUUGCUUGUGAGUUCUGUGGACUAACAUUUAGUCAUAAAACAAGUGUAAACAGACACAUUAGAGUUCACACCGGACAGAAGCCUUUUGAGUGUGAGUUUUGUGGACAAAGAUUUAGCCAAAAAACUAGUUUAAACCGUCAUAUCACAGUCCACACAGGAGAGAAACCUUUUGAAUGCGAUAUCUGUGGACAAAAACUUAGUAAUAAGACUUAUUUAAACAGUCACAUGAGUGUCCACACAGGACAGAAGCCUUUUCCCUGUGAGAUUUGUGGACAAAGAUUUAGUCAGAAGACAUAUUUAAACAGUCACAUGAGUGUCCACACAGGACAGAAGCCUUUUACCUGUAACAUUUGUGAACAGAAAUUUAGUCAUAAAACAAGUUUAAGCAGACACAUGAUAAUCCACACAGGACAGAAGCCUUUUGCUUGUGAGCUCUGUGGACAAAAUUUUAGCCAAAAGACAAGUUUAAAUCGUCACAUGGGUGUUCACACAGGACAGAAGCCUUUUUCCUGUGAGCUAUGUGAACAAAGAUUUAGUCAUAGACCAAGUUUAAACAGACACAUGAGAGUCCACACAGGACAAAAGGAACUUCUUGAACUUGAAGAGUACCCAAAGGGGGCUAUGUAGUUUUGCAGUCUCGUUCCUUUGGCGUCUUUUCCUUUACCCUAGAUCAGAGCCACUUCUUUCUGUCCCUCAAGCCACAUAUUGUGGCCCCCAAAUUGUAAAUUUUUCACAAAAUCCCCUUGUCUAACAAAAGGUGGCAUAUAAUUGUUUGUGUCUUUCAUCAUUACUCAAUGAUGUUGUGCAGCCUGAGCUGCUGUCCUUAGGUUUCCCCUUUGGAAUUUAGCAGCAUUUAUCGUGGCUAGGGCUGCCAAAAACAACUAUUUUAAUAGUCGACUAAUCGCCAGUUUUGUUGAAGAUUAGUCAACAAAUCGUGUCAUGUAUAAAAGUGUAGCUAACUGCACCAGGAUGCUCUAAUACACAUAAUUUGCUUCUAGUUUGAAGUUUUAUCAGUUAUGUGCCAUCUAAAAUAAAAACAAGAUGAUAGUUUAUCAAAUAACUUUUAAUUAACUUUGUAACCUGCUAAUACAAAUGGUACACAGUUAAAUGGAGGUAGGCACCUAAAACCAAGAAUAAAUUUUACACAAAAAUGAUCUGCUCACAAUGUAUCUAGCUAAAAUAUUCAUUUUUGGCAUUUUAACAAACUCGUCCAUUGAAGAGGAGUGCUUAUUUUUUUAACACUAACUUAGCAGGAUAAAAUAAAUCAUUAGCAUUUGUAACAGAGCAAAUAUGUGACAUGCAAACGUGUUCUUGUAACACAAUCACCAUCACUACUAUUGUUGCUACACCUAAGAAAACAAGUAACUGUUGAUGUUGGCAGCUAGAAUUAAUAGGGUUACAGAGGUGACUCUUCAUUCUCCACCAUUUAAGGUGCUUGUACAUCGCCCAUGUGCUGCAGAGAAAGCAGAGUUUCACUUUGCACAUUUUGCACCGUACGUGCUUCUCUUUUGUAUUUGUAAAAUGCUCCCAAACCUUUGAGCUAUGUUGCCCACUCGCCAUGAUGUCUUCUUUCUCCGGUGAUUCUGAUCAAAGGCUGACCCAGAUGGCUACUUCUACACAUGUGCCUUGAGCAGUAAGGCAGAAAGCAGCCGCUGAAGGUGCCGCAGCAAGAGAGAGAGAGAGAGAAAAAAUAGCUCAUAGAAUAAAUGACUAAUAAAUCUAUAGUUGACUAUUUUGUUUGUCAACUUCAUAACGUAUCAACUAAUCGUGGCAGCACUAAUCGCAGCAUGUAUUCUUUGCCACUUAAUAGUUUGUGUGGUGUAGACGUACUUGUCUUUUUCCAGUGGUUUCUACCUUGAGUUGCGUUAAUACAUGUACACAUCUCUUUAUUUGUUUAGCCAGUGGAGUUUAGCCUGGAUUGGCCUUAGUUUGGAUGAUCCAUUGUCCCGCUUUAUGCGAGAUAUCUGCAUUAAGGUUACUGGCCAACAGCCUGGUGUCACCUGUCCUCCUGUGGAGACGUUUCAAUGACAUGGAGAAGGGCUGGGCAAUAAAUCGAAAAUUUCUCGUAAUCGAAAUUUCUGACUUAUUGUGAUAAUUUUUCCCAUGUUUGAUAAUAAAAAAAUGACAAGAUGUGUGGAGGUUGGCGAUGUUCAUGCCCCUUUAAGAAGCUGUACCACCUUGAGUCACAUAAAAACGUGACACAACUAAUACAUGCAACAGCCCCAUGUAGUGGAUAACUUUUGUUUCUGCGCAUACCUUAUUUAUCACCCAUUUAUCGUUAUCGAGGUGAAAUCCUCAAUAAGUCGUGAUAUUUUAGGCCAUAUCGCCCAGACCUAACACGGAGGUGUUCCAAGGGUAUGUGAGGAUUAAAUGGUAUGAUUCUGACCGAGGGUGUUGGUCUACUCGUUGACAGGGGUCAGUAAGGACUUCAAAGGGCACUGUUUUAGACAGACCUAAGGAAGUGAGUCCCAAACCCAGUGAAGCAGAAAGAUGCGGUCUGUUUAUUCCCGUUUCACAUCGCAGGAUAAUCUUGUCGAUUGUUGACCAGCUCUUAACAUUUUUAAGGAUGUGCACAAUUACAAGCUACGGCUCUGCAGACCGUUUUAGAUCAUCCUACAUUAUGUGGUGUGUAAUGAGUACUCUGGUCUGCUCUGGAGGAUCAUUCUGACCCUAAAUUACUGAUUUUUGUGGACAAACAUGCUGCCCGUUAAUGUAAGAUCUAGCCAGUCAAAGCGAGGUGACAGACGUGCACCACAUGCUCAUGCACUGUCGCGUUUCUUUUCAUUGAAGGCUCUUUUUAUCUUGUGAGGUUUGCCAUUUGAGCGGCAAAUAUCCGUUAGUGAAAGUGUGUAGUAUUUGUCGAGUUGCUGCACAUUACACACAGCACCACAGGUAUACUUUUUAUAACUGUGUGUGGUCUCAUGCUUUGAAAAUUGACUAUGUAAAAAUAGAGGUGACAAAUGUUUUGUGCUCUUAAAGAUAUCAUCUACAUCCCAUCUGGGGUUGAGUUGGUGUUUAAUGUUUAGUUUAGAUAAUAACAUGACCUAGUGUAAGACUCAGUUUUCAAACUUAAGGUUAUGGUCUUCUUUAGAUGUAGGCAAAUACAUAUUAGAUUAAUAAUUAGGAUAACUUCAUUCACUGUUUCACAUUGAGAUUUAUGUUUUAGCUGAUGGAAAAUUCUGUGUUUUCCAUAGAUUAUGAAACGAGAAAAAGUAAUACUUGGUGAUAAACAUGUAGUACCUUAUAGGUUUUAACUGUAUACUGUAGAUCAGGUGCUGAAAUUUUUCAUCUAAAUGUUCUCACAAAGCCUCUUUGAUUUCCUGUUGAAGCAAUUUAGUUUAUUAUUUUCUAAAUAUCUUUAACUACAUUUCCUUUUUUCCAUUAUAAUUAGUUUAGAACUCUUACCACUUUGUGUGUGAAGACUGUUUUACAUGUAUUCACCUUUAAAUGUGUAGUAGUGGUUUGGGGUCAUUUACUGACUGUUGUCGUGUCACUUAGAAUAACGUCGUCUUUGUUACUAUAGAUCUUAGCAUUGCUCUGUAUGCUUCUUAUUGCAAUAGAAUAAAAACUUUGUUUGAAUCCAGAA